Messenger RNA from Botrytis deweyae, 3705 nucleotides. RefSeq lists its product as uncharacterized. The transcript is spliced from 2 exons. Bases 433 to 3288 code for a protein of 951 amino acids. The record is from RefSeq and is a predicted model, not a curated record. NCBI's taxonomy places the organism in Eukaryota, Fungi, Ascomycota, Leotiomycetes, Helotiales, Sclerotiniaceae.
CGAAUGAGGGGUCAUGAAGAAUUUUAGCCGCAUGGAAAAAUGUCUGUGUGCGAUAACCUCCAGGCCAGGGCUACCAUAGAUGUCUCAGAAAAAGGAAGGAAUCCAGUCAUCACUCGUAAUUCGUUCCGUCAUAUCCUACUUCAAACUCUCAAUACACGCAAAGUAAACUUCUACUACCACUACCACUGCCAACAUUGCUAAUAAUACCUAUUUAUACGAAUUGAUAGUGGUGAGCUAUUACGAGAGACAAUAAUAAUAAUAAUCCUGAAUCUCCACAUAUCAAAGAUUGAGGGCAUUGUCUUAAUUUUAUCAUCUUUCAUCCCAUCUAAUAAUACUCACUCAAAUCGCAUGGACACAAGCUUCAUAGCUCAUAAGUCCUCUUGAUCCAAUAACACCAUAGAACCAACUAGCUCAAAAUUUACACAUACCGGCAUGGAAAGGCCUGAUAGACGACAAGAAAGGGAUGUCAAUGAAUUGUUGGCAAAUGGAUUCUUCCGAACUUCUAGAGCAAGAAGUCCUUCGCCAUAUAGCUAUAGAAGAAGAACUCCCAGCCCUCCUCCACAAAACAAUUAUACAUCUAGCUUCCUGGGCACUUCCGAUCGUGAUGCUGGACGUGCAAGAAGCAGAAGUCGUGUUCGACAUAGAGGACCACCUCCACCGAGACCAACAGUAGAAGAUGAGGCCAUUUCACUAUCACGAGAAUCUGCACCAUCUUCUGUUUCCUCAUACGAUCCUCCUUGUCGUGGUGUUAUCGAUCAAUACCCUAUCAUACUCGAGUCUGAUGUCAGUGAGAGUGAGGCUGAGAGAUUACAUGCUGCGCCAAGACCGAAAGAAUCAAGGGACUGUGAUGACAAUUCCGAACGACGUUUUGUUCUUGUACCAGGAACCGAUACAAGCUCUAACAAUGAAUCAGCCAAUCAGUAUAGAAAUGAAGAUAGGCAACCCAGAGGCAGACCGGAACAAGCUAGAUCAGAACGCCAAUCCGCACCAAAUGGGGACGAGCAUGAGAGGAACAAAAUCAACAACGAGCCGGUGCUAAAACCCCCUCCAUUGGAAAGGAGAAGAAGUAGGCAAGAAUUGCCAAGUAUACAGACAAAAGUCCCUCGAGAUAUUCCGUCAAAGUACCGAAGGAGUGCGUCUGCAUAUGGUUCCAGGGAUAAUGACGAAACUCCAAAAGCUCCAGAUGUUCCUCAUACUUCGACUGGCGAAUACUUCCUCUCUCCUAAUAUGAUGCACACUCCUAGGGGCCAGAAAGAGUCUUUCGAAUCCGUUGCGCAGCCCGUCCCUCGACACCACUCAUUACAAGAGAGCUCGAGAAAACGCGGCAAUUCUAUAAAUGAGAAAAGAAAUAGUGAAAGCAACUUUCCUAAUAGUAUAUCGCGAUCGGGAACACCACUCGCAGCAAAGAGGAACAGUGGAAAUUUUGAGAUUCCUUCAAGAUCAAGGCGGAAUUCAAACGAAAGAACUGUACAAUCACAGCCCACACCUGAAGAUGUAAAACGAUUCGAGCGACUAAGAUCUGGCAAGUCGGAUCGAGGAUCUGGAUCAGAACGUGCACGCUCUCCUAAAAGAUCGGCUACUUCCAACUUGCAGUAUUGCAGCAGCAGUGAAGAUGAUCUUGCAGACAGUGGUUCCGAACGAGAUUCUCAACGAGGUUCUGGGCGUAGACGGCGUGAACACCGCAGGACUAAGGAUUUACGGCCAGAAGAUGACUAUGAGCGUCGGGUAGACUCGCCAAGGUCAAAUAGGUCAUCAAAUCACUCUAAACUUUCAUCUCCACUUCCUUCUCCAAAGCUUUCUCCCAAUCAAUUGCCUAGGACAGAGCCAUUUGAAAGAGCAGAGACGUUUCCACAAGGUCGCAGACCUAGUUCAAGACCCAUUUCUCCUUUAUAUGGCCCACAAGAGAUUCACCGCUCGGAGAGACUUAAUCCUUUGAGCCCAGGUUUAGUCCCGAGACCAUCUUCUCGUCAGUCAAGUGUCCCAGGCUCAAUAUCAACGCCACAGAUGCAACAAAUUCCGGCCCCUUUCCCUCUUCCAAUUCCUGUUCCAACUAGAAUUGACCUACACUCCCCAGGCGAGACUCGACGCACACCAACUGUGACUCAGUAUCAGGAAGAUCGUCCAGCUAGUACACGACCAGCUCCGAACGAUAAGCCCUAUUGGCAACCUCCCCCUUUUCAACCUCCUCAGAUCCCUUCAAAUAAACUAGAGAGACCUGUCGGUAGCUAUCGUCGUUAUUCGGAAGAUGUAGGACGAGGUGGCGUUGCGCCACUCCCAUCGUGCCCGAGAAUGAAUCCUACUACUGGCUAUCAAGAUUGGUUGACGCUUCCUCAGUGUCCCAACUUCGACAUUUGUCCAAGUUGCUUCAACUCGAUCAUAGCACCAACAGGAUUUCGAGACCACUUUAUACCCGCUCCUCGCAGACCAGACAUUGCAAUCAUAUGCGAUUUUGGCAGUUCGCCCUGGUAUCGAAUAGCAUGGCUUUUAACGCUUAAGGAGCGAAGAAACGAUCUCGGUCUUUUCUAUGGUCUCGCUAAUGUGGGGGCGGUUGAGGCACCCUGCCCUGGAAAACGCGAAGCGUUUAACAGAUCAUGGAACUCAAUCAUCGACCCCAAGACAGGCUUACCAAUCAAAAACUUUGACGUUUGUCACUCAUGCGUUAGAUCGGUCGAGAUACUUCUUCCUCCCAUCCGUGGUGCAUUUGUUCGUACCAUCGAAACAGAUUAUUCUAGCUCCAUUCCCCGCAUAUGCGACCUUCGUUUUGACAGUAAACGCUUCGUUCAAUAUUUCGAUGCUCUAGAAACUACUGCAGAUGAUGCUGCUUACCACAACUCUUCCCCCGACACCCGCACUCUUGCUAAACUCGCCCGCAAAUUUUCCAUUCUAGAAGAAUGUCAACAAGCUACCGAUCUUCCUGAUCGCCGCUGGUACAUGAUCACUCAAUUGCCCGAAUUUACCGUCUGCGAAGAGUGUUUUGAUGACGUUAUCCUCCCAGAACUAGAAGAUGGAAAGGCAAUCCCACUCAUGUUCAAUAAAACUCCACAGCGAAUACAAAAGGCCAGUUGUCAAUUAUAUUCUCCCAGAAUGAGAGUCAUUUUCCAAAAAGCUUGUAACUCGGAUGAUUAUAUGCUUUUGGCUACCAAGGCGAGAGAGAGAAGAAAUGCAGAGUUGGCCUGGAAGGUUAAUGUAGCGGCUACCAAGAGGCAGAGUAGGGAGAGUAUGGUUGCGAAUCCAGGAAUAGGGAGAGAGAUUCAGAGAUUGAAUGAUGAGUGGAGGAAAUGGGAAUGAAGUGUCGAGGACUCAUUCGAUGUGAAUCAGCAAUGGUUUGGUGAAAGGUACGGGGAUUGGAUCUGAUGAGAUUCAUCUGCGAUAUUUAAAUUGGAAAUUUCGCAUUAGUUUGGAUGUUGAAAACGCGCUUGUUUGGCUACACAUGAGUAAGAUGGAAUCGGAAUUCCGGAAGAAUGAUGAGAUGAUGACGCCACGAACUCAAAAGUCAUGAACAGAUGAGUAGACGAAUGAUGAGCAAUGAGCAAUGAACAAUGAACAGACGAAUAAAUGCAUUCAUGAUAAGAUUGGAUGGAUUGGAUAGGAUACCAAACAUGUAUGAGGAUUUAGCUUACGACGCGAAAUGAUACCAAGACUUUUACUCUGCACAAUUGAACUGGACCAGUGAGAAGAACAAUAAGAGAUACAGAUACUAUUGUU